UUGAGAUUUAAGAGGGUAAAUUAGGUGUUUAAGUGAAAUAGCUUAAACCCUCCGCAAAUCAAACUUGAAUCCUAGAAAUCACCUCCGCUAUAGAGUUUUCUCUUCAAAAUCCAAUUCCUUGCCCUAACCAAAAACCAGACUAAAUUCAUAUAUGGGUACGCCGGAAACUUCCCGCGAACCAUGUCCCGACCGGAUUCUCGACGAUAUUGGCGGCGCGUUUGGCAUGGGAGCUGUAGGCGGUUCAGCUUUUCACUUUAUUAAAGGAACGUACAACUCUCCAUCGGGAGCGCGUCUACUCGGCGGCACACAAGCUGUCCGAAUGAACGCGCCGCGAGUUGGCGGGAGUUUCGCUGUUUGGGGCGGUUUAUUCUCUGCUUUCGAUUGCACGAUGGUUUACGUUCGGCAGAAGGAAGAUCCGUGGAACUCGAUCUUCGCCGGAGCUGCUACCGGUGGGUUUCUAUCGAUGCGACAAGGGCUAGGCGCGUCGGCUAGGUCUGCGCUUUUCGGUGGGAUUUUAUUAGGGUUAAUUGAAGGAGCUGGGAUCAUGCUUAAUAAAGUUAUGAGUGCUCAACAACAAAAUAUGUCUGUCAUUAUGGAUGAUUCUGCCCCUGGUGCUGGGUUAGGGUUUCCUACUGGUAUUCCUGGUCAGCCUCAAAUGCAACCUCAGGUCGCCUUUCAAGACGCGGCCUCCACAGGUGCUGGGUCGGAAUCGGGUUCUAGUUCGGGCUGGUUUGGGGGUAUGUUUGGAGGAGGGAAGAAGGAGGAAUCCUCUACAAGUGGCCAUAGCAAAACCGAGAUUUUGGAGAGUUUUGAUGCUCCACCUGUGCCUAGUUUUGAGUACAAGUGAAAGUAUUCUUGAGGUUUAUUUAUUUACAUUUACAAUCUCUUUUCAGAAAAUUAAUUUGCUUUAUUUUUCAGUUGGUGUUGAGAUUUUGUAUUUGUUGAGCAUUUGGAACUCGAAACCUGAUAAGUUAUAACAGUUACUAAAUUAGUUAUGUGAUGUAUAAUAAUUCGUUUGGCAGUUUUUGUAGAA
Mercurialis annua (annual mercury) is the source of this 1033-nucleotide messenger RNA. RefSeq names its product mitochondrial import inner membrane translocase subunit TIM17-2-like. Bases 152 to 847 code for a protein of 231 amino acids. NCBI's taxonomy places the organism in Eukaryota, Viridiplantae, Streptophyta, Magnoliopsida, Malpighiales, Euphorbiaceae. Gene Ontology annotation, molecular function: transmembrane protein transporter activity. Gene Ontology annotation, cellular component: mitochondrial inner membrane; TIM23 mitochondrial import inner membrane translocase complex. Gene Ontology annotation, biological process: protein import into mitochondrial matrix. The transcript has a single exon. The record is from RefSeq and is a predicted model, not a curated record.